Brassica oleracea var. oleracea is the source of this 901-nucleotide messenger RNA. RefSeq lists its product as uncharacterized. The transcript is spliced from 2 exons. Lineage: Eukaryota; Viridiplantae; Streptophyta; Magnoliopsida; Brassicales; Brassicaceae. The record is from RefSeq and is a predicted model, not a curated record. Bases 242 to 784 code for a protein of 180 amino acids.
AGCUCGUCGGCGAAGAAAGAAUCGCCAUAGGUUCGCCGUAGACGUCCAUGCCCAAAUCCUCAUCCUCUCCUUCAUUCUGAUCACUCCACAUCAAUCUGUUGCUAGGUCCUCUCGUUGAUUGCGCAAAUCGAAAUCCUCUCCGUGCAUGUCAAGCGUCGAAAUCCUCUCAGUGCAUGUCCUCUCGGUGAUAGCCCAAAUCGAAAUCCUCUCGGUGCAUAGCCCAAAACAAGGUUAAGUAACAAUGGGACUUGAUUACAGCUAUAGUCAGCCAUCACAAUCAGAUACGUUUGGUGGGCACACAGUAUCCAGUGGCUACGACGAGACAGCCGAUCUUAUUCGUCGGGAUCAAGAAGAAAUAAGAGACAACAUUGCUGAGCAAGUUCAUUACCCGCCUCAACCUGAGGUGGAGUUUGGAAUCCCGCAGAUAUGUUACUGUGGUCGUCUACCCCUUCUCGCAAGCUCUCAUUCUCGAAAUCAUCCAAGUAGACUAUACUACACCUGCGCAAAUGUUGAUGAUGGCGACUGCCAUGUUUGGAAGUGGUGGGAUGUCGCCGUUAUGGAAGAGAUGAAAGCAAGGGAUUUACACACCCUCGAACUGGCUCAAAAGGUAGAUUCUCUUACCCUUAUGGGUGACUAUGUGACUGAGCAGAAGGUGGCUAAACUAGAGGAGAUGGUUUCUAAGCUAAGUAACAAGAAUCCAGUGUUUACCAAUCGGUUUGAAAUGGUUGUUGCUUUCAUGGUCGUUGUUUUAGUCGUAAUGGGGAUGAUGGUCAUGUUUAAGUAGACUGCUUAUGUAUUUUAGCUGUAAUGGUCGGGUUGUUGCUUUGCGGUUUGUAAUAAGGACUUAUGUAUUAGGGAUGAUGGUCAUGUUUGAAAUGGUUGUUCAUGUCGGAAAUGUGUA